GGCACGGGCCUUGCUGCCCUCUGCCGCCGCCGCCGCCGCCGCCGGUCCUCGCACCCUGAGCUCUGACAUCAUGUCACAAGAGGAGUAAUCUCUUCCCUUGCUUCCACAAUGGAGGACUCGGGAAAGACCUUCAGCUCUGAGGAGGAAGAAGCUAACUACUGGAAAGAUCUGGCUAUGACCUACAAGCAGAGGGCAGAGAACACGCAGGAGGAGCUCCGAGAAUUCCAGGAGGGCAGCCGAGAGUAUGAAGCUGAAUUGGAGACGCAGCUGCAGCAGAUCGAAACCAGAAACAGGGACCUCCUGUCCGAGAAUAACCGCCUUCGCAUGGAGCUGGAAACCAUCAAGGAGAAGUUUGAAACGCAGCAUUCUGAGGGCUACCGGCAGAUCUCAGCCUUAGAGGAUGACCUUGCCCAGACAAAAGCCAUUAAAGAUCAACUGCAGAAAUACAUCAGAGAGCUGGAGCAGGCCAAUGACGACUUGGAAAGAGCCAAACGGGCCACGAUCAUGUCUCUGGAGGACUUUGAACAGCGCUUGAAUCAAGCCAUUGAAAGAAAUGCCUUCCUGGAGAGUGAAUUGGACGAGAAGGAGAAUCUCCUAGAAUCUGUUCAGCGGCUGAAGGAUGAAGCCAGAGAUUUGCGGCAGGAAUUGGCUGUGCAGCAAAAGCAGGAGAAACCCAGGACCCCCAAGCCCAGCUCGGUGGAAGCUGAAAGGACAGACACAGCUGUGCAGGCCACUGGCUCCGUGCCGUCCACUCCCAUCACUCAUCGAGGACCUGGCUGUAGCUUGAACACGCCCGGGACGUUCCGACGUGGUCUGGAUGAGUCCACCGGGGGGACCCCCCUCACACCGGCAGCACGGAUAUCGGCCCUCAACAUCGUGGGAGACCUGCUGCGCAAAGUGGGGGCUCUGGAGUCCAAACUUGCUUCCUGUCGGAACUUCGUGUACGAUCAGUCCCCAAACCGACCAAGUGGCCCGGCCUCAGGGCGGGGAAGCAAGAACAGAGACGGUGGCGACAGACGGGCAGGCAGCACCAGCGUGCCUCUGGGUGACAAAGGGAGAGAAAAUUGAGACCCAGUGAGACACUGCUCCUGACCUUGACACUCACUCUUGUAACCCCGUGGGCCCCCGUGCUAGCCAGUCUGUAACAGCUGUAAUGUCCGCUUAAUUUGGUUUGCUCUGUCUGAAGGUUGGGAAAACGCCUGGAAUUUGGGAAGCCGCCUUCAAAUAUGUCCUCACCAUCGCUGCCGUCAGCCCAGGGUGUAGUCAAGAUGUUGCUUUAGGAAAUCCACGGAAGCCGAGGCCCCUGGUGUCCGUGCCCAGUCGUUAUCCUCCCUCCCUGCUUUAAACUAGGUUUCUGUUUUUGUUUUUAAGUAGUUUGAGAAAUACAAGCAAUCAGUCAACACUAACCAAUGACUGAGGUCGUCAUCGCCUGUGGCCCCUGGUGGUUGUCCCUGGGAAAUACUCUCUCCUUGCUGAGGUGUUGCCAGUGGACAGGGACAACCGGACCCUCUGGAAGGGGCAAUGUGGGCGCUGAGGCUGUCCUGUCAUUUUCAGCCACCCUGAGCCCUGAUGGGUCUUGAGAGGUGUUUUUAAUGCCUGAAGACACCUUAAAAGUGGGGUCUGAGCCCAUCGCAGGCUCACCCCGGCCCCCACUCAGCUGGAGCUGCUUCCAGAACAAAAUCUCCAGUGCCCUGUGGUACAGCAGGGACCAGCACACUGAAAUCACGUCUAGGAGCAAAGAAUAGAAUAGGCCGUGUACUUUUUAUUGAAACUGUGGUGUGGUGUACCUCCGACACUUUUUAAUCUGCCUCUUACUGAGGCUUUUAGAGUUUCAGGGUAAAUUUUAUGGGGACCAGGUCCAUGGAAAAUCUGUGUCCUUUUUAGUCCAAUCCAAGCCUGACUGUUAGUUGUUCUGAGCCCCUCACCCUGGCCUGGGGGUGACUUCUGCUUCAGGACCCUGAGGGUCACUGGGGUCUAAUGGCUCUGGCAGCCCCUAAGAACAGGGCUUCUUUCAAAGCCAUGAUGCAAUAACUGGGGUGACCUUCAGGCAACAUCAAACCACAAGCAUUGUCCUUGGGCGCUUCCUUAUUCAAGAAGAACGAACACAGGAUUUCCACGCGGACGGUGGACGGCUCAUUCAGCCCUGCUUGUGAACGGCCGUGUCACACUUUGGAUGGAUGCAAGUAAACAAAAAACACAAAUUCAGGCGCAAGUGUGCAGCUUAACGGCUGUCCAUUACUAAGUUAUUCUUCCAGAAGAACAGCAAAAAUAUCCUUGAGUUGAAAACAGAACUUCUCAAGUGCUACUGAAAUUCGGCAGAGAAUUAAACUUGAGCACCCACUUCAUCACACUAGCAACAUUCUAAUCUGUAUCAGCAAAAGAUGUACUUUUAUUUUUUUAAAAGAGCAAUAAAAAUCAAGGGAAACUGA
Vicugna pacos (alpaca) is the source of this 2429-nucleotide messenger RNA. It is a transcript of the gene NDE1, whose product is annotated as nudE neurodevelopment protein 1. NCBI's taxonomy places the organism in Eukaryota, Metazoa, Chordata, Mammalia, Artiodactyla, Camelidae. The record is from RefSeq and is a predicted model, not a curated record. Gene Ontology annotation, molecular function: microtubule binding. Gene Ontology annotation, cellular component: kinetochore; kinesin complex; centrosome. Gene Ontology annotation, biological process: vesicle transport along microtubule; cell migration; centrosome localization.